Cordyceps militaris CM01 is the source of this 1773-nucleotide messenger RNA. Its product is annotated as isoamyl alcohol oxidase. The transcript has a single exon. Gene Ontology annotation, molecular function: oxidoreductase activity; FAD binding. The record is from RefSeq and is a predicted model, not a curated record. NCBI's taxonomy places the organism in Eukaryota, Fungi, Ascomycota, Sordariomycetes, Hypocreales, Cordycipitaceae. The coding region runs from base 1 to 1773 and encodes 590 amino acids.
AUGUCAUUUCUCGUUUUGCUACUGCUGCCCUUGGCUCUUACUGCAGCAGCCCUGUCCCCCGACUCAGAUCCGGGAUACAACUGCCGUCCAGGCCAAGCUUGCUGGCCAUCUGCUCAGGAGUGGACGCAGUUCAACAGCAGCAUCGGCGGCCACGUAUACAAGACCGUGCCGCUCGCGGCCGCCUGCUACAAGAGCUCCCCUCACUACGACGCGAACGCGUGCCAGUCCAUCCAGGCGCUCUACGGAAACAGCACCAGUCGAGGCGCGUCGUUUGGCCAGACCUACUGGCUGAACUGGGAGACGUGCCACGAUACCGGUUGCGGCCUCCUCGAGUCGGACCCGACCGAGUCUCUGUACGCCAACUGCUCGCUCGGGCGGCUAGCGGCGUACUACGUCGACGUGCGGGCGCCGUCGCACAUCUCUGCCGCCCUGGCCUUCGCCACGAAGCACAAUAUCCGCAUCAGCAUCAAGAACACGGGCCACGACUUUUACGGGCGGUCGUCGGUCCCAAACACUCUCGCCAUCUGGACCAAGAAUCUCGGCACGCUCGGGUAUCACGCCAACUUUACCGCGAACGACUGCCCCGCGGCCAACGGGCAGCAUGUGGGCGAGCUCGGCGCGGGCGUCGUGGCCGGCGACGCCUACCGCUUCUUUGGCCGCCACGGCAUGGACAUUACCGGCGGCUACGAGCAGUCCGUCGGCCUGGCCGGCGGCUUCGGGCAGGGCGGCGGUGUCGGCUCCUUCACCACCACGUACGGGCUCAUGGCCGACAACGCCGUCGAGUUCGAGGUGGUGACGGCCGACGGCCGGCUGCGCACCGUCAACGAGUGCAACGACCCCGCGCUGUUCUGGGCCAUGCGCGGCGGCGGCGGCGGCACGUACGCGGUCCUCACCAAGUACCGCGUGCAGCUCUACCCGUCGGUGCCGAUCCACACGUUUGGAUUUACUGCCAACUUUACCGAUGCCGGGCCGAGCUGGGACCGGAGCAAGAACAAAGCCCUUCGUGAGAUCCUGCGCGAGCACGCCAGGAACCAGCCGGCUUGGUCGGCGCAGCUGCUCACGGGGCAGGUUGAAUAUUUUCCCGAGGUCUUCUCCAUUAAUCAGGUAGUGCCGUAUGGCGAUGACGGGGCCAAGCUCAAAUCCGCAAUGCAGCCGUUUCACGACUAUCUCAACAACAGGACCGAUCUCCAGGUGCUUUCCCAAGGGUACACUUCGUACGCCAACUACGCAGCCUAUCUCUCCGUCACCGCCGCGGACGCCAAGAUCACGGAGCCAUCUGGCAUCUUUUCCAUUCUCACGUCUCGUCUAAUCCCGCGCAGCGUCUUCUCCACGCCUGAGACGCUGGAAGAGCUCGUCGAGGGUGUCGCGCAGGGCAUCCUGAACGCGCGCAAUUUCGUCAACCGGACCGGCACGCAGGUCGUCUCCGAGACGCCCGUCACGAACCUCGACGUGGACCAGUCGACGUCGGCGCAUCCGGCGUGGCGCGACGCUCUCUGGCACGUCAUCCACGUCGGCGAGUGGGACGCGCCGCUGCCGGGGCGGCGGCUGCAGGACGUGGUCGGCCCUGGAUUUCUGAAGCUUGUCGAUCCGUUGAAGAAGCUGAGUCCCGGCGGCGGCGCAUACCUCAAUGAGGCCAACUAUCUGGAGCCCGAUUGGAAGCAGACGUUUUUUGGCGCAUUUUAUGAUCGAUUGGCCGCUGUGAAAUCAGAGUAUGACCCGACGCACAUAUUUGACUGCUAUAAGUGUGUCGGCUGGAGGGGCGAGAACGAGUAA